UUCAGGUUUGCGGAGAUUUCACACGUAAACUUCCUUCUGAAAAUAAAUUUUCAUUUACGUGAAUUUCGUACGAUUGUGAUUGUGAAUUUUAUGAUUUAGAUAAUAAAGUACAAGAAAAAUGCCUCUAACGGCUAGACAACGGAGUAUUCACAAUAAGAACGGAGCUAAAAGGGCUACAAGUUUUAGCAAAGGAAAACGAAAAGCGAACGAAGGAGAGUUCCUAGUAACAAACGCUCCAUCAGACCUGCGGAGUAUAGCAUACCCAGGCGGUGCAGUAGCACUCGGUCUACUGCUGACCGCCCGUAUUGUGUCUGCAUACUGGGGACACAUUGCUGAUUGUGAUGAGACUUAUAAUUACUGGGAGCCAUUGCAUUAUUUGGUGUAUGGCAGUGGUCUACAAACUUGGGAAUACAGUCCAGACUAUGCAAUAAGGUCGUAUAUGCCACUAUGGCUGUUUGCGGUACCUGCCAAGAUACUCUCCUGGUUCAUGAGUCCUGUGUCCGUGUUCUAUGCUCUACGGAUUGUGUUAGCCGUGCUCUCUGCUUGCGCUGAGCUUAUGUUUUACAAAGCAAUAUGCCACGAGUUUGGUGUCCACGUGGGUAGAGUAUGGUUGGGUAUGACCCUGCCGGCGGCGGGUAUGUUUGCAUGCAGCGCCGCCAUGUUGCCGUCCGCGUGGAGCGCCGCGCUUGCCAGUGCAGCGCUCGCCUGUUGGUGGCGGCGCAGAUACCCUACUGCUAUAUUCCUGACUGCCGUCUCGGCAUUGCUUAGUUGGCCGUUCACAGCUUUACUAGGAAUACCCAUCGCCAUUGACAUGAUCAUAAUGAAAAGACAAAUAAUUGAUUUUGUAAAAUGGUCCGUAAUAUCCCUGAUAGCUAUAAUAGUGCCUACAGUAUUAGUGGAUUCUUGGCAUUAUGGGAGAUUGGUGAUCGCUCCGUGGAACAUUAUUGCCUACAACAUAUUUACUGAGCACGGACCUGAUUUGUAUGGCGUGGAACCCUGGACUUAUUAUUUUGUUAACGGAUUCUUGAACUUCAAUAUUGUUUGGGUGCUUUGUCUAUCCUGUCCAGUGUUUCUAUUGGCUUGUACGGCAGUAGCAGGUCGGUCGACAGCUCGGGCCGCGUUCUGUGCCCCGUACUGGUUGGAUUUACUGCCACUUGUACUGUGGUUGGCUGUAUUCAUGCUACAACCGCAUAAGGAGGAGAGGUUCCUGUACCCAGCCUACAGUAUGAUAAUCCUGGCGGGCGCGAUAGCACUCGACUGUCUACAGAAGCUCACGUUCGCAGUCGGCACGGAACUGUUCCGCUGGAGGAGGGAGCGAGAGAGGAGACACUAUCUCGCUUACACCGGCCCUCUAAUGGUCAUGUGUGUACUUAUUGCCGGAUUUGCUGGUCUAUCCCGCAUAGCAGCUCUAUAUACAAACUACCACGGACCUAUGACAAUACUCCGAGACCUGCCUCCAUCUCCCGAUGCAGAACUAACAGUCUGCUUCGGCAAGGAAUGGCAUCGAUCCCCGUCUAGCUUCCACCUCCCUGAAGGAUUCAGUGUCAGGUUCAUACCCAGCGAGUUUAAUGGACAACUGCCUGCACCUUAUGCUGAUAGUCAUAAUGCAACGCGCCUCAUCCACCCACAUUUCAACGAUCUCAAUAAAGGUGACAACAGGACUUAUAUAAAACCUAAAGAAUGCCACUAUUUAGUAGACUCAAGCAUCGGCCGACCAUCCACACUUGAGCCCGCAUACCAUAAAGACUCCGCCACAUGGGAGGUCAUCUCUAGUGUUCCAAUACUAGACGCCAAAAAGUCCCAUCAAGUGUUCAGAGCAUUCUAUGUACCAGUGUUGUCAAGUAAAAAGAAUGUUUACGCGAAUAUGUAUCUGUUGAAGAAUAAGGUGCUGGUUUAAAAAAUAAUUAUGUAUGUUCCUUUUUUUAUAUUAAUGUCUAUUGUAAGUAUGGCAAUUACUUUGUCCAAGAAACGUUGUUUUGUAUCAUAGAUGGCGCUGGGGUAGAUAAUGGUACCGUGACACAGUAAUAUUCAUUUUUAGAGCGUUUUUAGCAGCUAUAAUGAUGGUUUUCUAUCUGAUUUGAAGUCCUAGGUUGAUCUCUGGCCUGGACAAAGUUGCAAAUUUGAAUUACAGUUCAUUUUCCCAAUGAGUUUGCCCCCAUAUAUAGGAAUUACAUUAAAAUAAUUACAUUCUAAAAAAGUGUACCAUUAGUACUUCAGAGUCUCCUUCAAUAUUAUAGACAUGUCUUACGUUAAUAUUGAAGUACUUACAGUGUAUAAUAAAAUACCAAUUUUAAUAUAGUUACCAUUGUAAAUGUAUAUAAAACGUAUAAACACUACACUGCCAUCUACAAGUAGAGAUGAAUUGGACUAAACUACUUAGGGUUAAGUUUUGUUGUGUCUCAGUAGCAGACUAAUUUAAAUCAACCGACAAAUAACUUGAUAAAACCAAAUUUUAGCUAUAAUGAAUUGUUUAAAAGUUUUAUUUAUGCAUAUUUUAGCAUUAUAUGACCAAAACAUCGAUGCUAAUAGGGUAGUUUCCAAAAUUUUAUUUGAAUGUCCGUCUGGUACAUUAAUUUAAAACUUUAGACACGUAU
Molecule: messenger RNA, 2594 nt
Organism: Spodoptera litura
Lineage: Eukaryota; Metazoa; Arthropoda; Insecta; Lepidoptera; Noctuidae
Gene: Alg9
Product: alpha-1,2-mannosyltransferase Alg9
Biological process (GO): protein N-linked glycosylation
Cellular component (GO): endoplasmic reticulum membrane
Molecular function (GO): alpha-1,2-mannosyltransferase activity
Source: RefSeq, a predicted model, not a curated record